AUGAGUACUACUGCAGAAAGUCAAAACAAGUGUGGCCAGAAAACAGCUUUAUCUCUAUUUUUCUUAUUUGAAUUGAUUGCUUAUGUUCUGGGUUGCGUUGCUCUGAUAAGCCCAAGCUGGCAGUAUGUAUAUCUUGAAAAUGGACGUACAGAGCAUCACCACGGAUUAUGGCUUGAUUGUAAACGCGAUUAUUCUCAUGAUUAUGGUCGAAGUCGUGAAUAUUACGAGACUUUGUACAGACUUGAUAAACAACAGUCACCAUUUGAUCAAUUUUUUCUUACAUCAUUGCUUUGUGUAUACAAAUUCGAUUACUACAUUGAUACUGAAGAUCUCUAUGAUCAUAAUCAUGAUGAGAAUCGUCUCCAAGAUGACGCCAACCAGCAUUUAUUGUUAGGUUGGAAGGCAGCAUCAUUAGCUGCUCUUGGAUUUGCAGCAUUAACAGCAAGUGCAGCAUUGCUGCUUUCAGUUUGCGCUUUUUGUCAUCGUACCCUUAUUUGUGCUGCUGCUGUUCUUGUUACUGUUGCUGCCCUAUUGUCUUCUGUGGGCUUAUUGAUAUUUUACAUUUGGGCCAAUUAUCAGGACAACAAUAUUAUUAAAGAAGAAGAUGGCAUUUAUCAGCAGUAUUUUGGAUGGGCGCUAUAUGUACAAAUAGCAGGGACGGCGAUGCAAUUUUUUGCAUCUUUCGUAGGUUGCGCUGUUACCUCAAUGGCAUUCAGGAAAAGUCGCACUAAAUUGGUUAAGAUCGAGGUGGUUGAUAGAGAUAAUUCAACCUUACUUGAUGGAACAGUUUCGCCUCCGUUCAAGCGUUCGUUUUCAGCAGUUUACAAACUGGACUCAGCUGAUCUCCAGAAAUGGGAAAAGGAUUACACAAAUAUUGUACAGUCAAGCAGUGUCACCAAACAGCGUUCAAUAUCGGUACCGAAUUUCAAGAAGUACUCGAGAAAGGGCCAACAUAGUCCACAGGAAAACAAAAUCACAAAAUCCACUUCUAAUUUAUUCACAAACAUCGAUCAAUCAAAGUGGAAUACUGCUUCCGAAACAUUUUCUUCAACGGGGAAAAUACCACUGCCGCUUUCAUUUCCAGUUCCAAAGUCAAUUUUAAAAGCUUCAUCAAAACAGCAUUUAACGAUGUCGAAUGCAAAUCAACGAUUAAGCGAUGACCCUGAUUUAACUUAUGAAUACUUACCAGGAGACUCCGUGAGAAAUUCACGAAGUACGGAAACAUUAAACAAAUCGUUUAUAACCAACUUUGUUGAUACCAAUUUAUUCGAUCAAAUUAAAGGUGUUCCUAGCCAACGCACACAUUCAGGAAGUUCAGUCAAUGUCUAUGAUAAAGUGUACGAACAUAUCGCAGAUGCGGCUAAAUCACAUGAUCAUGAACAGACGAACAGUUAGGACAAACAGGCCAGUGAUGAAGAUGUUGGAAGAAGUACACUUAUCAACUAUGUGGCCUCUUGUUCAAACGCUACAACCACUAAAUUAACUUUCCCAAAUUCGGUCCCUGGAACGAUCAUUGUACCAACGGAUUGGUGUUCAUCUACUGAUACGCGUCACAGUCUCCCAAUUCCAUCAAAUGAUGUAUUUAUGGCUUCACGAUGUGAUGUCGAGAAAAUAACGUUGCAACCGAUCGCAGAAACAUCUAAUUUGCGAGAUUUUCUACCAGACCAAAACACAAGCUUUCAUUUUUCAAAUGGACACUCAUUGAAUUAUGUUCCGGAUGAUAUUGCAAUCAACACAUUCGAUCUUGGAACACAUAGUGGAAAAGAAGGAGAAAGGUGUUUAGGAGAUGAAAUGGAUCGUUCGGUGGGCUCAUCAGAUACAUUUGAUAAUAACGCAACUGUAAAGAGCGGCCAGCAGCAUGAAGCACAACUGUGUUUAAAUUUGUUCAUGAAUGGUCGGGUGGCGCCAUUGCGUGCUGAACGCAGUUCUGGUGAUGGCUUAGCUGGAACAAAAAAGAGCAGUAUCACCACCGUCUAG
Acanthocheilonema viteae is the source of this 1977-nucleotide messenger RNA. NCBI's taxonomy places the organism in Eukaryota, Metazoa, Nematoda, Chromadorea, Rhabditida, Onchocercidae. The record is from the annotation of a GenBank genome assembly.